AUGCGCUUCCUCGCUACGCCGGGUGAGAAGGAGUCAGCAGCUACCAAAGCUGCUCGGAAAAGAGCAUCGGUGUACCAUCCUGACACACAAUCGCGCAUGAGCUCUCUGAACCAACGCCGCAACUACUCUUUGCAGACCAGUUUCGACCUGCGGCCUGAAGAGUUCUGCAUGUUUAUGCGUUCCUGCAAAGGGUCAGAAACAUUGCACACAUAUAGUGCCACCGAAGGCUUCAGCCCCAGUAGCUGCUUCGUACAGACUCAAGCAGAGCUCUACGAUUGUUUCCCUGGCCUCGCCAAUGUUCCACUGGAAAGAUUUGUGAGGGGCAAGUUUCUGGCUCUGCACGUGCCUAUCGUGCUUCAUUCGAAGAAUCUCGUCGGCGAUACAGAGUUGGCCAUUCGUUGGGUCUUCAAGGCUCAUGCUCGCAAUCCUCCUGUUUCUGUCAGCAGUCGUACCAGAUUGUACCUCAAUGGUCGGCCUAUGUACUGCGAUAGAGCAGGUAACCGCCAGUUCUACGACAACCAAAGCUACGAGUUGACCGAAGAUAUGCACCAAGACUGGCUCAAUUUCACCAAAGAGUACGAAGCAGCUGAAGUCGCUGACAACAAUGAUGCCCUUCUUGAGGUUGACUCUAAUGGUCACUAUAAUCAAGGCGGUGGCAUGAUUCAGUACUAUGUUCCUUUUUCCAGCACCUUUUGGGCCCGCUACCUCUAUCAUGUAGUGUUACUCCAGAGACAGGCUACUGACCUCGAAGACCGUCCUUUGCAGCAAGACGAGACUGCAGAGGAUCGCCACAAUCAGCUUUCUAAGAAAUUCUUGGAGGUCUCUUCGGCUCUGGGCGAGCUGACGGCAGUCCAAGAGAUCAUCGCAAGAACAGAGCUUGGCGAGCCUCAGGUAGUCAUGACUGUCCACUUCUCAUUCUCACAUGCGGCGAGCAAGGAAUCUGCAGUGACGACAUGGCAGUAUCUUGACAUGGCAAGUGCGUUUGACGAUGCGAUUCCCUUGUCUGCAGGAGGUGUGAGCCAUAUCUCGCAAUCUGCUAGCGAUAGUCAGGAAAGUGCUCUCAGCGUCCAAGACGCCUACGGUGGAGGAAGCCACGACUAUGCUGGCUUUGGCUUAUCUGCCAUGAAUGGCGGGCAUCAUUAUCCUGAUCCUUCCCACAAGAGUGCAAAUGGACUGGCCUCUCCUAUCGACUUGCACGAUACACAAGCAACAGCGGGCUAUAACACUUCCUGGCUGCUGCCCACCUCAACAUCCGACCUUGAUCACCUUGCUUCCACCGUCCUCGACCCUCUCUUACCGCAUACGAGUCAAUUGAACCUUCAACAGCAUAACUUGCACGAUGUCAACUCCUUCGACUUCAGCAACGGCAACAUCUCAAUCUCCCUCGACAGCUCAGCCUUAUCGCCUCAUCAACCUCUUCCCCAGUCCUCCGCUACCUUUUCCUCUGCCAUCGAUGCUCUAGACCUCGACCUUGCAGCGACCGAUCCUCUUCUACUACAACCGUCACGCACCACGACACCCUGGCUCCAAAGCUCCAACGCAAAACCCACCGACUUUGCCGCCCUUUUCAGCCAACCACACUCUCCCGCUACCGCCGCAUUCCCUGAUUACAGCAAUGGCAACGGCGCAGAUCUAGCCGAUCACCUCGCUGCCGCAGCUGGAGGCCUAACCGACACUUUCGACGUCAACUCCCUGCCAAACUCAUUUCCACUAUCCGCCCAUCAAGCCUUCGCCGGUGCUGGAAACGGGACUUUAGACAUUGAUGCCACUUCCCGCCAACACAGUUUCUCCACCGUACCAGAAGACACCGAAACCACUCUAACCGCCCACUUUUCACCUCCCACACAUCAAGGCUUUGGUUUCGCCAAAGCAGACUUUUCCCAACAUCAUGAUGGGUUUGCCAUUCCUCAACAGCAUGACUCUGCAAGACAAGACUCUUUUGCUAGCACCCAUACUGAUGCUUUUGGCGGUGGCACCGAUACGCAUGAUUUUGCGCAUUCUUUUGAUGUUGGGGCCGCGGAUACUGGGUUUGAUAUUAGUGAUUUGAGGGGCGGGUCGCAGAGUCAGAGUCAAAGUCAGGGUCAUAGGGAGACUUGGGGUGGUGCUGGUUUCUGA
Aureobasidium uvarum is the source of this 2115-nucleotide messenger RNA. Lineage: Eukaryota; Fungi; Ascomycota; Dothideomycetes; Dothideales; Saccotheciaceae. The record is from the annotation of a GenBank genome assembly.